Messenger RNA from Haliotis rubra (blacklip abalone), 3852 nucleotides. RefSeq names its product neutral ceramidase-like. Lineage: Eukaryota; Metazoa; Mollusca; Gastropoda; Lepetellida; Haliotidae. The transcript has 18 exons. Gene Ontology annotation, cellular component: extracellular region. Gene Ontology annotation, molecular function: N-acylsphingosine amidohydrolase activity. The record is from RefSeq and is a predicted model, not a curated record. Bases 6 to 2039 code for a protein of 677 amino acids. Gene Ontology annotation, biological process: ceramide catabolic process; long-chain fatty acid biosynthetic process; sphingosine biosynthetic process.
UCAAAAUGGCGACUGAUUCAAUGAAGAGGUGUAUUUGUGUGCUCUCUAUAUGCUGUAGUGUCUUGGGUGUUGUUUCUUCAAGUUCUGUUCGAAAUGACGUCACUAAUUACCUUAUCGGGACGGGAAUCGGUGACAUCACCGGGCCAGCGGCUGAAGUGAACAUGAUGGGUUAUGCGAAUCCUUCACAAACAAGCAAUGGCAUUCAUCUGCGCCAGUAUAGUCGAGCGUUUGUGUUUGCUGACAGUGGCAACAAGACUCGGACUGUAUUUGUGAGCACUGAUUCUUGCAUGGUAUCUGAAGAUGUCAAACUGGAGGUAGUAAAGAGGCUUAGCAGUGAGUAUGGGAGCUUGUACACAGAGAGGAACCUGUGCAUCAGCGGCACACACACACAUUCUGGACCAGGAGGCUUCCACCAGUACCUGCUGUUUGAGAUUACCUCCCUUGGAUUUGUCAACCAGUCCUUCACAGCUCUGGUAGAUGGCAUUGUUGAUAGUAUUCACAUGGCCCACAACACAGUUCGUCCCGGCAACAUCUUCAUCAACAGCGGGGAACUACUGGAGUCCAACAUCAACCGCAGCCCCUCUGCGUAUGCCAACAACCCAGAAGCAGAAAGAAAGAGGUACAACUACAAUGUUGACAAGAACAUGACUGUCCUGAAGAUGCUGGAUGCUGAUGGCAAGGACAUUGGAAUGAUCAGCUGGUUUGCUGUGCACGGUACAAGUAUGAACAACACGAAUGGCCUGAUCAGUGGGGACAACAAAGGCUACGCCGCUCAGCUGGCAGAGGAAAUAAUGAACCAAGGGGCACUACCAGGGAAGGGAGCGUUUGUCGCUGCGUUUGCUCAGAGCAAUGAAGGAGAUGUGUCCCCUAACACUAAAGGCCCCCACUGUAUGGACAGUGGUCUUCCAUGUGAUAUACUGACAAGCACCUGCCAUGGCAAGAACGAGCUGUGUGUUGCUGCGGGCCCUGGCCGGGAUAUGUUCGAGAGCACCAAGAUCAUCGGGGAGAAUCAGUACAACAAGGCCAUGGAGCUGUACCACACUGCCACCACCAGGCUGUCGGGCCCAGUAGACUUCCGUCACUCAUAUGUUGAUAUGACAGAUGUAGCUGUGGAAGUCAAUGGUACAACUGUGAAGACCUGCAAGCCAGCCAUGGGGUACAGUUUUGCAGCCGGAACCACCGAUGGACCUGGAAUGUUUGACUUUAAACAGGGUUCAACAUCAUCUAACCCCUUCUGGAACUGGGUACGAGGUUUCAUCAAAACUCCUUCUCCUGAACAAGUUUCCUGCCAUGCCCCGAAACCAAUCCUGUUCGAUACAGGCGAGAUCAAUCGACCAUAUCCAUGGCAACCAGCGAUUGUUGACAUUCAGAUGCUCCAAAUUGGCCAGCUUGUGAUCAUUGGCGUACCAGCAGAAUUCAGUACAAUGUCAGGACGUAGGACAAGAGAUGCGGUGACAGAGCAUCCUGUGCUGCAGAUCCAACGCUACGAGGGAGCAUCCACUACAUACGGACCCAACACUCUACAGGCAUACAUACAGAGCUUUGUAGGACUAGCACAAGAUAUGGCCAAAGGCACACCCUCCCCACCUGGCCCAGACCCUCCAAAUCUGCUCGACCGGCAACUGUCAUUCCUGCCGCCAGUCAUCUUUGACGCUGCCCCGAUUGGCAAGACGUAUGGGGAUGUGGUUGUUGAUGUGCAGCCGGAGUGCAGUCAGAACACAACAGUGAAAGUAUCCUUCAUUAGUGGUGAUCCAAGAAAUGCUUUGAAGAGAGAUGAGACUUUCCUGACAGUGGAGAAACAGCUGUCAGUGACAGAGUGGGACGUUGUUUUCACCGACUCCAGCCGACACACCAGGUUUUACUGGCAUCACACAAGUUACAUCCUGGGUGAAAGUGAGGCUGAGAUAACUUGGGAUAUUCCAGCCAAUCAGGAGCCAGGAACAUACCGCAUCAGACAUUUUGGAGAUCACAAGAGCAUCCUUGGAACAAUAACAGCAUUCUCAGGAACAUCCAGCUCUUUUCAAGUCAAGGCUCUGUGAACAAGUGAUCAGUUCUGUCUUUUUUGUAGAUGUGUAAAGUUAGUACAUUGCAUGAAAAAGGUGUGGUACACAAUCAUACAUGAUUUCUUUCUGUUAUGAGAUUAUAUUUAACAUAUAAUAGAUAAUUAUGUAACAACAAAAAAUAUAAACAAAAGAAAUAGAAUUUCAGAUGAAAUUCAUUAAGAUCAGUGAUGUCAUUAAUAUGUCAUCAAUUUAUGACUUUGGUAUUCUGAUAGGUUUUGAUGUAUAAAGACAUUGAUCAACAGAAUUGAUAUAUUAUCAUAGACAUUACAGAUGGUCCACUCAUGAAUGACGCAAAGUCAUUUUUCAAUGCGCACAAAGAAAUAUGUAUUUUCAGUCCACAAGAUGAUAUAGAUAUGUCAUAAUCAAACCUAUAUAAGUAUAUGACAUUGUAUAUGAGCACUGUCAAGCUUCUGGAGCUAUUCAUGUCAGGUUCAGCAGCAGGUUACCGUUAGGAUGCCAGUUAGGACAUUGCUCAAGUUCCUGAAUGCUGUAUUUGACACAAACUAGUGCUGAUAACAGCGUUCGAAAUACCUGCCUGCCUGACUGCCCGGAUGGGUUAUUUUCAACACGGACUGCCAGAUUCUUAAAUUCACCUGCCCAAUGUUAGGGUUAAAAUUUAGACAUGUAUAUGAAGAUAUUUUGUGAGCAGGUAACUUUUUGUCAGGGCUGGCAAGUUUUACAUCAAACCAGCCCUGUGGUCUGGCUGAAAUUUUUGGGAGUUUCAUACCCUGCUGAUAAGCCAACACAAUCAGUCCAAAUCUCUUACAUUCCUCAUUUUUAGUUUUGUCACUUUAAUUUAUUAAUAUUCUUGCUGAAGAUGCCUUUGAAUUGCCUGAUGAUUUGUGGCAUGUAAGCAAAUAUCUCACUGUGACAUGUAAGCAAAUAUCUCAAAAACUCGUGACCUUCCUAUGUUAUCUGACCUCGCUUUCGCUCGGCCUCUAGACCAAUCAGGUAGCCGGAAAAAUAUGCUUGCAUAAUAAAUGCUGAUAUUGAUCAUCUCUGAAUUAUGCCAGAGAUGAACAAAGACGAGGUAGAGUGUCCAUCAUUUUUCUGCUUUCUGUCAAGGUGAUCUGAAACGUACGCAGGCAACCAGUAGUAUAUAUGUAUUUCUCUCAACACCUCCCCAGUUGUAAUAUGUACAUGUGCCUUAGAAUGGUUUCAUUGUGUCUUGUAACUGAUAUAAGUUGGCUCCAGUUUUGUGAUAAUCUUAACAUUGCUCAUAUAUUGAGAAAGGGGCUGUGGGGUAGCCUAGUGGUUAUACUGUCUGCUUGUCACGCACGGGUCCAAUUCCCCACAUGGGCACAAUGUGUGAAGCCCAUUUCUGGUGUUCCCCACCGUGAUAUUGCUGGAAUAUUGCUAAAAGCGUCGAAAAACUGAACUCACGCACUCAUUCAUAUUGCAAAAUGACCCUUCAUAGAGUGAGGGCUAAGCUGUAUGAGUCCAGGAGUUUGUAAAAAAAAUAAAUGCGUUCAUUUGCUUAUGAACGUCAAAACUCUCAUUCAGUGGAAAAGUUCUAUAUUGUGUGAACAUCACAUCAAAUUAUAAUAUUGAGAUACUUGCUGUUAAACUUCUCAGGAUUGUACUGCAUAUGAUCUCUGGACCCAGGAUCCAGAUCUCUGUGUAGGACACACAGUGGCCAUUCAUAUGCAGCAGCUUUUGUGUCAGGCUGUCAUAUGCUUUCUAUUUUCUGAAAUCGCUCCUUUUACUAUUCUAUUUUAGGCCAGACCAAUUUUAUUUCUUGUUUUAUGGAUUUUUUUCCUCAGAAAACCUAACGGCAGGAGGGAAUGCA